AGGAUCCUGCUGUUGAAACAGCGGAAGAAGCUAAGGAACCAGCAGAGGCAGACAUCAGUGAACUCUGUAAAGACAUGUUUAACAAAAUGGCCACUUAUUUAACAGGUGAACUUACAGCCACCAGUGAAGACUACAAACUCUUGGAAAACAUGAAUAAGCUGACUAGCUUGAAGUACCUAGAAAUGAAAGAUAUUGCUAUAAACAUCAGUAGAAAUCUGAAGGAUUUAAAUCAAAAAUAUGCUGCUCUUCAGCCAUAUCUGGAACAGAUCAACCUAAUUGAGGAACAGGUUGCAGCUCUGGAGCAGGCAGCUUAUAAAUUGGAUGCAUAUUCCAAAAAACUCGAAGCCAAGUACAAAAAACUGGAGAAACGAUGAAAUUACAACAGUCUUUAAGUUGGAGUUGGGCUAUGAGUCAGACUGAUUUCUUUCUAAGUUGCACAACAGCAUUUCUGUAUGUUGACAAGGAUUUGGUUACAGCUAACAUCAAGGCUGGUAACUUUUUCUAUCUAUUGAAUACAGUAGGCUGUAUUCAGGCUUAAGGCUGAAUAAUAUUUUCCUCUUCUCAAGAGGUUCUGUUGCCUCAGUUGUUCUGCAGUGAAAAGUAGAAGCCUGUUCCUACCCCCUGUGUUGAUACUGGCUGUGUGUUAGUCCUACGUCCCACAUGAAAUUAUCUAGGAAAAGCCCUUCAUAACCUAUAAACACAUUAUUCCUUAGUAGCGGCAGGACCUAAAC
Messenger RNA from Nestor notabilis (Kea), 731 nucleotides. RefSeq names its product biogenesis of lysosomal organelles complex-1, subunit 2 (gene BLOC1S2). The coding region runs from base 75 to 374 and encodes 99 amino acids. The record is from RefSeq and is a predicted model, not a curated record. The transcript is spliced from 4 exons. Gene Ontology annotation, cellular component: BLOC-1 complex; gamma-tubulin complex; BORC complex. NCBI's taxonomy places the organism in Eukaryota, Metazoa, Chordata, Aves, Psittaciformes, Psittacidae. Gene Ontology annotation, molecular function: gamma-tubulin binding. Gene Ontology annotation, biological process: endosomal transport; lysosome localization.